Marmota monax (woodchuck) is the source of this 6111-nucleotide messenger RNA. It is a transcript of the gene Zc3h13, whose product is annotated as zinc finger CCCH-type containing 13. Gene Ontology annotation, cellular component: nuclear speck. NCBI's taxonomy places the organism in Eukaryota, Metazoa, Chordata, Mammalia, Rodentia, Sciuridae. Gene Ontology annotation, molecular function: metal ion binding. Bases 357 to 5423 code for a protein of 1688 amino acids. The transcript has 20 exons. The record is from RefSeq and is a predicted model, not a curated record.
UGGUCUAUAGAGGACCAGGGUAAACCCUGACUUCCGGCGGCGUUUUGAGGCUAUCCUCCUAGCGGCCUGGUAGUGUUUUCGUACUCUCCAGUCUCUUGGUUCUGUUUUUUCCUACGUCCGGUUCUCGCUUGACACUGGCGAAGCGGAAGUCUGUUUCCACUUCUGAGACGCCCCGCGGGCCCCUCUCUAGCUGAGGGCCGGUUCCCGGGAGCAGCGCGUGCACCUCCCUCUCGUCGUCCUCCUCCCGGGGCCAGGCGCGGGGACAGAGAGUCGCCUCCCCAGCUCCUCGGAGCGGAGGCGGCAGUGACACCUAAGGAUUGCGUUUGGGGAGGGUGCUUGGGGAGGAGUAAUACAAAAUGUCAAAAAUUAGGAGGAAGGUCACGGUGGAAAAUACCAAGACCAUCUCUGAUAGCACAUCUCGAAGACCCAGUGUAUUUGAGAGGCUUGGACCAAGCACUGGCAGUACAGCAGAGACACAGUGCCGUAACUGGCUGAAGACUGGCAACUGCCUAUAUGGAAACACGUGUAGAUUCGUACAUGGCCCUUCACCUCGUGGUAAAGGUUAUAGCAGCAAUUAUAGAAGGUCCCCAGAAAGACCCACAGGAGAUCUCAGAGAAAGAAUGAAGAACAAGCGCCAAGAUAUGGAUGCUGAACCCCAGAAACGAAAUACUGAGGAGUCAUCCUCACCUGUUAGGAAAGAAUCUUCAAGAGGGAGGCAUAGGGAAAAAGAAGACAUAAAAAUCACCAAGGAGAGAACUCCAGAAAGUGAAGAAGAAAAUGUAGAAUGGGAAACUACUAGAGAUGAUUCUGAUAAUGGAGAUAUUAAUUAUGAUUAUGUUCAUGAGUUGUCAUUGGAAAUGAAGCGUCAGAAGAUUCAGAGGGAAUUAAUGAAAUUGGAACAAGAAAAUAUGGAGAAGAGAGAAGAAAUUAUCAUUAAAAAGGAGGUGUCACCAGAAGUGGUUAGAUCAAAAUUGUCUCCAUCGCCUUCUCUAAGAAAGUCUAGCAAAUCUCCAAAGCGAAAAUCAAGCCCCAAGUCAUCUUCCGCUAGCAAGAAAGAUAGGAAGACAUCCGCAGUAUCUUCUCCCCUAUUGGAUCAGCAGAGGAACUCAAAGAACAACCAAAGUAAAAAGAAAGGACCACGUACUCCUAGUCCACCCCCUCCUAUACCAGAAGAUAUUGCUCUGGGUAAAAAAUACAAAGAAAAAUAUAAAGUGAAAGACAGGAUAGAAGAAAAACCUAGAGAUGGAAAGGACAGAGGGCGGGAUUUUGAAAGGCAAAGAGAAAAAAGAGAGAAACCAAGAUCUACUUCCCCAUCAGGACAACAUCAUUCUCCUAUAUCUUCUAGACAUCACUCAUCAUCCUCACAAUCAGGAUCAUCUAUUCAAAGACAUUCUCCUUCUCCUCGUCGAAAAAGAACACCUUCACCAUCUUACCAGCGGACUUUAACUCCAUCUUUACGACGUUCUGCUUCUCCUUAUCCUUCACAUUGCUUGUCUUCUCCUCAGCGAAAGCCAAGUCCUUCAAGACAUCGCUCUCCAAUGAGAGAGAAAGGGAGGCAUGAUCAUGAACGAACUUCACAGUCACACGAUCGGCGUCAUGAAAGGAGGGAAGAGACUAGAGGCAAAAGGGAUAGAGAAAAGGACACAAGAGAAGAACGAGAAUAUGAACAGGAUCAGAGCUCUUCUAGAGACCACAGAGAUGAAAGAGAACCUCGAGAUGGUCGAGACCGUCGUGAUACCAGAGACACUAGAGACCGCAGGGAACUCAGAGACUCCAGAGACAUCCGGGACUCAAGGGAGAUGAGGGAUUACAGCAGAGAUAGUAAAGAGAGCCGUGAUCCCAGAGAUUCUCGGUCCACUCGUGAUGCCCAUGACUAUAGGGACCGUGAAGGUCGAGAUACUCAUCGAAAAGAGGAUACAUAUCAGGAAGAAUCACGGAGUUAUGGCAGAAAUCACUUAAGAGAAGAAAGUUCUCGUACUGAAAUAAGGAAUGAUUCCAGAAAUGAGUCUCGAAGUGAAAUUAGGAAUGACCGGAUGGGCAGAAGUAGGGGGAGAGGUCCAGAGUUACCUGAAAAGGGAAGUCGAGGCUCGAGAGGUUCUCAAAUUGAUAGUCACAGUAGUAGUAGCAACUAUCAUGACAGCUGGGAAACUCGGAGUAGCUAUCCUGAAAGAGAUAGAUAUCUGGAAAGAGACAACAGAGAUCAAGCAAGGGAUUCUUCCUUUGAGAGAAGACACGGAGAGAGAGAUCGUCGCGACAACAGAGAUCGAGCUCCUAUGUUCUACACCUCCUGCUGCCCCUAUCCUUUGCCACCAGUGUUCUCAGGUCCUGCUGGGGGGACAGAGAAGAUCAGAGAUCAAAGACCAAGCUCACCAAUUCGACAUCAGGGAAGGAAUGACGAGCUUGAGCGUGAUGAAAGAAGAGAGGAACGAAGAGUAGACAGAGUGGAUGAUAGAAGAGAUGAAAGGGCUAGAGAGAGAGAUAGGGAACGAGACAGGGAGCGGGAGAGAGAGAGGGAACGUGAACGAGAUCGGGAAAGAGAAAAAGAAAGAGAACUAGAAAGAGAGCGUGCUAGGGAACGGGAGAGAGAAAGAGAAAGAGAAAAGGAGAGAGAACGUGAAAGAGAGAGAGACCGCGAUCAUGACCGAGAGAGGGAAAGAGAGAGGGAGCGAGACAGGGAAAAAGAACGGGAGCGAGAAAGAGAAGAAAGAGAGAGGGAGAGAGAGCGAGAACGGGAAAGAGAGAGAGAACGGGAACGAGAAAGAGCAAGAGAAAGGGAUAAAGAACGAGAACGUCAGCGGGAUUGGGAAGAAAAGGACAAGGGACGAGAUGACCGUAGAGAAAAGCGAGAAGAUAUUCGAGAAGAUCGCAAUCCGAGAGAUGGACAUGAUGAGAGAAAAUCAAAGAAGCGCUAUAGAAAUGAAGGGAGUCCCAGUCCUCGGCAGUCACCUAAGCGUCGGCGUGAACAUUCUCCUGACAGUGACACUUACAACAGUGGAGAUGAUAAAAAUGAAAAACACAGACUCUUGAGCCAGGUUGUACGACCUCAAGAAUCUCGCUCUCUCAGCCCAUCACAUCUCCCUGAAGAUAGGCAGAGUAGAUGGAAAGAAGAAGAUCGUAAACCAGAAAGAAAAGAGAGUUCAAGGCGCUAUGAAGAGCAAGAACUCAAAGAGAAAGUUUCUUCUGUAGAAAAGCAGAGAGAACAGACAGAAAUCUUGGAAAGCUCAAGAGCACGUACACAAGACAUGAUUGGCCACCACCAGUCUGAAGAUCGAGACAUAUCUGAUCGAGCUCAUGAGGAAAAUAAGAAAAAAGCAAAAGUUCAGAAGAAACCUAUCAAGAAAAAGAAAGAGGAUGAUAUUGGAAUAGAGAGGAGUAACAUUGAGACAACAUCUGAAGAUGGUCAAGUCUUCUCCCCUAAAAAAGGACAGAAGAAGAAAAAUGUUGAAAAAAAACGUAAAAGAUCCAAAGGUGAUUCUGAUAUUUCUGAUGAAGAAGCAGCCCAGCAAAAUAAGAAGAAAAGAGGGCCACGAACUCCCCCUAUGACAACCAAAGAGGAUUUAGUUGAAAUUUCCAACGAUAAGGAUGGUAUGCUAGAGGAUCCUCAGAAGAAAGAAGAUACAGCCUUUAGUGACUGGUCUGAUGAGGAUGUGCCUGACCGUACAGAGGUGACAGAAUCAGAGCAUGCUGCCUCUGCUGCUACUCCUGGUAGUACCCCUUCUCCUCUAUCUUCUCUUCUCCCUCCUCCACCUCCUUUGGCUAGUGCUAGUACAGCUGCCUCUGCUGCUCUUGCCUCUACUCCUAUUACUGCUGCUACUGCCUCCUCCACCUCCAUUUCCACCUCUGCGAACCCCACCAACACUACCAGUGCUACUUUUGCCAAUGAAGAGUCACACAGAAAAUGCCAUAGGACACGAGUAGAAAAAGUAGAGGCACCUCAUGUAACCAUAGAAGAUACACCACAUCGAAAGCCAGUGGAUCAAAAGAGGAGCAGCAGCCUUGGGAGUAAUCGGAGUAAUCGUAGUCACACCUCUGGCCGUCUGCGCUCUCCAUCCAAUGAUUCUGCGCAUAGAAGUGGGGAUGACCAAGGUAGUCGAAAGAGAGUGCUGCAUAGUGGUUCAAGAGAUAGAGAAAAAACAAAAAGUCUAGAAAUCACAGGAGAGAGAAAAUCUAGGAUUGACCAGUUAAAGCGUGGAGAGCCUAGCCGAAGUACUUCUUCAGAUCGCCAGGAUUCAAGAAGCCAUAGUUCAAGAAGAAGUUCUCCUGAGUCAGAUCGGCAAGUCCAUUCAAGAUCUGGGUCUUUUGAUAGCAGAGAUAGGCUUCAAGAAAGAGAUCGAUAUGAGCAUGAUAGAGAGAGGGAGAGAGAGAGGAGGGAUACAAGGCCAAGAGAAUGGGACCGAGAAGCAGAUAAAGACUGGCCAAGGAACAGAGAUCGAGAUAGAUUGCGGGAACGCGAGAGAGAGCGAGACAAAAGGAGAGACCUGGACAGGGAAAGAGAGAGACUAAUUCCUGAAUCUGUUGAAAGGGACAGAGAUAGAGAUAGAACUUUUGAGAUUUCUUCUCAGAUAGAGUCUGUGAAACGCAGUGAAGCAAAACUGGAGAGUGAACAUGAAAGAGACCUGGAAGCCGCUUCCAGAGACACUCUAACUUUGGAUAAAGAAAGAAUGGAUAAAGAACUGGGAUCUGUGCAAGGAUUUGAAGAUAUGAAUAAAGCUGAGAGAACUGAGAGUGUGGAAGCAGGAGAUGAUGAAUCCAAGUUAGAUGAUGCACAUUCAUUAGGAUCUGGUGCUGGAGAAGGAUAUGAGCCAAUUAGUGAUGAUGAACUAGAUGAAAUUCUGGCAGGUGAUGCAGAAAAGAGAGAGGACCAACAGGAUGAAGAGAAGAUGCCAGAUCCAUUAGAUGUGAUAGAUGUGGAUUGGUCUGGUCUUAUGCCAAAACAUCCAAAAGAACCACGAGAACCUGGGGCUGCACUCUUAAAAUUCACACCUGGAGCUGUUAUGCUAAGAGUUGGAAUUUCUAAAAAGCUGGCAGGUUCUGAGCUCUUUACCAAAGUCAAAGAAACAUGUCAGAGACUUUUAGAAAAACCCAAAGAUGCAGACAAUCUUUUUGAGCAUGAAUUGGGGGCUCUCAACAUGGCUGCAUUACUACGAAAAGAAGAAAGAGCAAGUCUUCUUAGUGAUCUUGGUCCGUGUUGUAAAGCACUGUGCUUCAGACGGGAUUCAGCAAUCCGAAAGCAGCUUGUUAAAAAUGAAAAGGGUACUGUAAAACAAGCUUACACGAAUGAUCCAAUGGUAGACAAUGAAUUAUUACGAUUGAGUCUUCGGUUAUUUAAGCGGAAGACUAUUUGCCAUGCUCCAGGACAUGAAAAGACUGAAGAUAAUAAACUAUCACAGUCCAAUAUCCAACAGGAACUGUGUGUGUCUUAAGACUGAACUUCAGUAUGACAUUUGGUACUAUCUUCCUUCAGCAGUACAUAUUCUUUUUUCAAAGUUCUUUGGUUUGACAAACAUUAUUAGUGACAAAGGCAGAAAAGAUUUAUCAGCCAUGAAGUAAAGAAGAACUUUGACCUUUAGAGACACUAGUUUUGGCUAACUUAAGAUUUUACAUUAAUUUUUAUACAGUACUUGAUACUCAUGCAGAAUAAUGUGAAAGCGUCUAGAUUUAGUAGUCUGUACCUUUUGUUAAAAUCGAAGAUUUUGGAAAAUGGUCGUCACUGGUCUUCCAGCUUAUGAAUAUUUUUUAUGAAAUGGAACCACUGAUUUAUAUUCUGGAUCAUCUAUACAGAAACUAUGAUUUUAUCAGAAACAAUGUUCAUCAAAGUAAUUGCACACAUUGUGCAACACCAUGUCGUACAGAACAUUUGAAAGGGAAUGCUGGUCUAGCAUAGUGUGUUUAUAGACAAAUCUCUAGCAGGAGGAGGAAGCCAAUUUUUUUUUCCUUUUAAAAGUUCUAGAAAAAUUACUUCAUGGGUCUUUGAUUUUUUUUAAUAUGUGUGCAUUGUUUGAGUGUAUAUUGGGUGUCCUUGUAUUCUGAAUGUUUUUUGUUGUUGUUCGUUUUCAGAGACUGUGUAUUAUUUUUAUUUUUAAUAAAUGUACCUUACCUUUUCUUGUUAUA